AUGUCUCCCGCCUGGCUCCGGCCCCGACUGCGGUUCUGUCUGCUCCUGCUGGCGCUGCUGCUGGUGCCCGCGGCGCAGGGUUGCGGGCCGGGCCGGGUGGUGGGCAGUCGCCGGAGGCCGCCUCGCAAACUCGUGCCGCUCGCUUACAAGCAGUUCAGCCCCAACGUGCCGGAGAAGACCCUGGGCGCCAGCGGGCGCUACGAAGGCAAGAUCGCGCGCAGCUCGGAGCGCUUCAAGGAGCUCACCCCCAACUACAACCCCGACAUCAUCUUCAAGGACGAGGAGAACACCGGGGCCGACCGCCUCAUGACCCAGCGCUGCAAGGACCGUCUGAAUUCGCUGGCUAUCUCUGUCAUGAACCAGUGGCCGGGUGUGAAGCUACGGGUGACCGAAGGCUGGGAUGAAGAUGGUCAUCAUUCAGAGGAGUCUUUACACUAUGAGGGCCGUGCAGUGGAUAUCACCACCUCCGAUCGCGACCGAAAUAAGUAUGGACUGCUGGCGCGCUUGGCAGUGGAGGCCGGCUUCGACUGGGUGUAUUACGAGUCCAAGGCCCACGUGCAUUGCUCUGUCAAGUCUGAGCAUUCGGCUGCUGCCAAGACAGGUGGUUGCUUCCCUGCUGGAGCCCAGGUGCGCCUAGAGAACGGGGCACGUGUGGCCCUGUCAGCUGUGAAGCCAGGAGACCGGGUGCUGGCCAUGGGGGAGGAUGGGAGCCCCACCUUCAGUGAUGUGCUCAUUUUCCUGGACCGUGAGCCAAACAGGCUGAGAGCAUUCCAGGUCAUCGAGACCCAGGAUCCCCCACGUCGGCUGGCACUCACGCCUGCCCACCUGCUCUUUAUUGCUGACAAUCACACAGAACCAGCAGCCCACUUCCGGGCCACAUUUGCCAGCCACGUGCAGCCAGGCCAAUACGUGCUGGUAGCAGGGGUGCCAGGCCUACAGCCUGCUCGGGUGGCGGCUGUCUCCACCCAUGUGGCCCUUGGGUCCUAUGCUCCACUCACAAGGCAUGGGACAUUGGUGGUGGAGGACGUGGUGGCCUCCUGCUUUGCAGCUGUGGCUGAUCACCACCUGGCUCAACUGGCCUUCUGGCCCUUGCGACUGUUUCCCAGCUUGGCGUGGGGCAGCUGGACCCCAAGUGAGGGGGUUCAUUGGUACCCUCAGCUGCUCUACCGCCUGGGGCGUCUCUUGCUAGAAGAGAGCAGUUUUCAUCCACUGGGCAUGUCCGGGGAAGGAAGCUGA
Molecule: messenger RNA, 1236 nt
Organism: Peromyscus eremicus (cactus mouse)
Lineage: Eukaryota; Metazoa; Chordata; Mammalia; Rodentia; Cricetidae
Gene: Ihh
Product: Indian hedgehog signaling molecule
Exons: 3
Coding region: 1-1236 (411 amino acids)
Biological process (GO): intein-mediated protein splicing; multicellular organism development; regulation of gene expression
Molecular function (GO): calcium ion binding; patched binding
Source: RefSeq, a predicted model, not a curated record